CGUCCGCGAGCGGAAUUUCGCGUUGGAUGAUGUCGAGAUGACGAAAUCAAUCAAAUCCAAAAAGCUUCAACAUCCGGUCGAACCUGAUCCGACCGCAACCACAUCAUAUCGCCAAGCGAUAUGAAAAAAGGCCAAGAAGAACGCGGUAAAAGAUGAGAACACUGGGCAAGAAAUAAAAACGACAGCUUCGAUUACACACUGCCUCAUUCUACUCGAGUCGGGACGCAUUGGCCGACGCCUCAUCAACAUUAUUAAUUAAUCACCCUCUGAGGUGCCCUGAGCAAACCAGCCAACCAACCAACUCUACCGGCAAAGCUUCUAAUACCAUCUUCCAUCGUUCCUUUCUUCCCGCCCCAAACAGCGCUGCAAUCUGGUGUUUGGCACAAUCCGUCGCGUACUCGGAUUACGGAACGGCAAACAACACGCGGAAUGGAACAAGCCUCUGAAGGCCGGCCGACACUAAUCAUCUGCCGCAAAAAAUCGGCAAGGGCACAAAUUUAAUACGCCGUCGCUAGGCUUUAUCCCCCGUCCCGGUGCGUAUCGCUCACGGGGAGGAUUUCGGAGGGACUCGAUCCGGACUCUUGCUUCUUCUUCUAGCCUUCUGUCUCCCCCAAAAUCGACCUUCUAGUUUCUGUGUGUUUCGACUUUAGGCUAAAGCCUCCCUAAGAAAAACCUGUUACCGCACACAGCAACACACGGAACGGGACCAGAACACCCCGCCAAAAAAACAAGUAAGGUUUGUUAGCUGGCUGAAGACGACGGCGACGUUGACGCCCCCCCCCAUAUCUACUCUCGUCCCCGCGUGUCACAAAAGAGACAACAACGGCCGCAACCGUGAUCUGCGCGAAUGCAGUGAGGCGCAAGAUGCGCGAGAAGGAUCACUCACCGCGCAAGAUGUUGCCCAGUCCAAAGCAAGGCGCGGUCUAUCCGCUGCUCGGUCUCGGAUCCACCCUGCCGGCACCGUUCGAUCUCUCGCUCGUCAACCGGUCGUCCUCGUCGAAUCUGCUGCACCAGCAGCAGCAGCAACACCAGAGCCUCGCCGAGCAACCGCUCGAUCUGCGGGUGGAGCGCAAGAAGUCUUCGGCUGGCGGCGGCGGCGGCGGCACGUCCACCUCCACCUCGUCCGACGACGAGACGGAUCCGCCGCGGGCCAGCUCGACCGACAGCAAGCCCGGCAGCAAUGUGAUAUUCUUUAACGAUAACAACAACAACUCGAACAAUCUGAACAACAACCACAGCAAACCGUCCGAUAGUGAUAAGAGCCCGAGCCCUACCAACCACAACAACAACAACAACAACAGCUCGAAGUACACCAACAACAACCACAUCAACAUUAAGGACGAGUUCCGAAUAUCGAGCCUCGCGAACCACACCAACCCGAACGCCCUGUUUUCCGGACCGCCGGGCCUUAAUCCGCUCAUGCUGGAAGCGAUCGCCAAGGCGGGACUUCCUCUCCCGUACCGUGGGUCGUUUCUGCCACCUCGAUCCUCCUCCUCGUACAAUCUGCAGCGGUUAAAGGAACGGGAAGCACUCGCCGUCAGUCUAUCGCAGCUACGUCAGAGUGCGUCCAACAGUGGCGGUGGUGGGAAUGUCCUCAACAACAACAACGCCAACAUCAUCAACCACAACCUGCCGACCGGAGGUGCUGGCGGCGGUACGGCAGGCUCUCACGGCAAGAACAAGGAUCGGUACGCGUGCAAGUUCUGUGGCAAAGUGUUCCCGCGAUCGGCUAACCUGACGCGCCAUCUGCGUACCCACACGGGCGAACAGCCGUACAAAUGUCGGUACUGUGAGCGAUCGUUCAGCAUCUCCAGCAACCUGCAGAGACACGUGCGCAACAUCCACAACAAGGAGCGGCCGUUCAAGUGUGCGCUGUGUGAGCGAUGCUUCGGUCAGCAGACGAACCUGGACCGGCAUCUGAAGAAGCACGAAGCGGACGCAGCUGGCCUAGGCCUUGGACUGGACGAACGGCUGCGAGCGGCCCGGCGGAACAGUCGUGGCAUCCCGGAAGACUCUUACUUCGAGGAGAUACGAUCCUUCAUGGGGAAAGUGACUCAGUUACCGAUCCCGCUACGAUUGCAGCACCAGCAGCAACAGCAGCAGCAAUCACCUUCCUCUCAGUCAAACACCGCACGGGACAGUCCGUUCGGACGGCGACAAGCUCAACAGCAGCAGCAGCAGGAUGGACAAACCGAUACACACUCGUCCCGCAGCUCGACACCCUCGGACGAAGAGCCCGUCUCGCCGGCGGCAAGCCUCGGCAGCGUCCCGGACCAGGACAUCAAGAUGGAGACGAACAACAACGAGGACGGUGACGAACCCUUACAGGUCACCUGACCACCGGACGCACGCACACGUGUGGUCCCGCGGAUCUAGGGUGUACCUGCUGCUGCUGAUGAUGAUCAACGAUCACGAUCCAGAUGGUUCCUUCGACAGUAUUCGGCCACAGUACUAUCGCGCUGCUCGCACUUGCUUCGAGUGUGUGUGGUCACAGCCAACGUGUUUUGUUUUUACUACUACUACUACUACUACUACUACAACUACUAAACCCGCAAGGUACAAUCGAUCCUACAUCGUAGCGUAAGAAGUAUGGGGAAAAAAACCCUGGGCACUCGUUUGCCGGAUAUAGGGUGGGUUCGUUGCUAGUACCCUUUCGACUAGCACCUAAGUACCUUGUAUUCAGAAGGGUGGACUCGCAACAAGAGAUUCAGAUUACCAUUACCCAUUCGACCAUUACAGGUAGUGCGUUGCCGAAACGUUAUAGUAUUGCAGCGAGAGACGACCGACGAGAGAUUAUGAGAUUAGGAAUUAGGAAGGCACACUUAACACAACGCACAAACAGGCGUCUCUGCAAGUGACGGACACGGUGAUAAAAUACCCUGCUCGUUUGUAGUUUGUUAACAAAAAAUCUACUUGCCAUACCGAUCUUAUUUGCUCCCUGGAAAUCGACGUUUUAUAUGUUUUAUCGUGUUUAAUUAUUACUAUUAGCUACUCCCCAUAUUACCAUUUUAGCAUAGAACGAUUGACAGCUUGAUUGACAGCUACUGUUAUUGUGUAAAAAGCAACUGUGUUUAAAUGAUAAAAUUCCGCGUCCAGAUCUAAGCGAGAAAGUAAUCAUGGUACUCAAAAAACGAAAAGAAAUUGUAAGAACCAAAGCCAAAUGUAAAAUCUGCUCGCCUGAUCUGGAAAAAGUACGCCGAGGGAAGUAUAGUAGCGAAAUUUUUAACCUGUAGUGAAUAGUGGGGACGCUCGUAAGCUGACCAAACCUCCGAAUUGCUCCGGACACGAAAUAGGUUAGAACUGGCCGGACUAGCGAAGGUGCGUCCUUACAAAGUAAUGAUUAGUAGUGCAAGUGUUACAAGUAUUGUUGAGUUUUAGUUCUUCCUAGUUUGAUAGAUCGUUGCGUUGGAUAGUACCGUGCGUUCGAUGCACCGUGAGCUUAGCUUUGUUUGUUAAUUAGUUACUGUUAGCGAAUAUUGAAUUACCUAUUUUCCCGAAUUCCUCCCCUGCCCCGCAAAACCUUUCCCGGCAAGCGGCCAAACACAACAAUCGAACCAAGUUGCUCUAAUUAGGAUUGCCGCAAACAGCGGCAAGAAGAAAAUGGCGCACAAAAAACACCGACGCCAUCUGAUCUCCGAUAAGUGUAUGUCUGAUGUUAGGCAGUAGACUAGAGAUCGCACUCAACCCAGGAAGAUUCGGAGCGUGAUCAUAAAACGUUUGGAGGAGGGUUUUUAUCGCGCUAACUUACCUCUCGCGUAACUUCAAGAGCAUCACAGCUCGAACCAGGUACCGUUCGUGGUGGAUUUGUGUUUUCUUGGUAGCUGUGCGAUACAGCGCGUACGAUAAGCUGAUCGUGUCUUUCGACUGCAGCAGAAACAAACACAAAAAACCCGGUAGCCAUUAAACGUAGACCAGGUUGGAAUACAAAAGCGCAUUGAGGUAGCUUACCGAUUCCGGACAGCGAGAUGUGCGUCACCAGAUUCCGGUUGACAGAUAGGAGCAAGCGGUGGUUCGAUUGUCGUCUACGCGGAUCGCCGAUAGUCCGUGGCCUAGGGAAGCGAGAUUGGAAGACACACAUAUUUACAAUUAGAAAACCAAUUCCUACAUUACGCCACACGCACGCUGUUACAAAUUAGUUACCAAUUUAAUGAUGGACCAAGAUACCGGGCGAGAUUGUCUACGUCGAUAGGUCCCUACGGUUUCGCAUGAUCGGCACACUAUAGUUAAGAAGCUAAUACAAAGUGACUGGCAGAAGAAAGCCUGGAUCUUAAGCCCACAUAAACACGCACCAUCAACUCGUCUUCCACGUGGUCCUGCUACUUGAAGAAGCGGCAGGCAAAGCAGGUUGUUUUGUAAAGUAAUGUUUGUUUUAUUGUUGUCCUGAGAUGAUUUUAUCUGUUUUACACCGCUGUUUUUCUUGUACGUUUUUUUUUAUUAGUCCAAAUAUACACACACACGCGAAACGUCGUCGCGAAAGUAAGAGCAGUAAAAAGCGAGAAGAAACAGAUGAAUGCAGAGCGACCAAGUCCAUCGAUGAUGGCGAUGUGGUAGAAAUAAAGCGAAACUAAAUAGCACACUAAUCAUCAUAGUUAAACAAACGCAACGCGAAACGCGACUCAAUAAAGGGAAACAAAACACGACGCGCACUCACCAACUUAACAGAUAGGGAGGUUACUUUACGCCAUCUUUCUUUUUUUACCAUCACACGCUGUAGUGUGUGUGUGUGUUCCUUUUGUAAGAUUUUAUUUGUAUUCCCCGUUACCUUCUCUUAGUUUACUACUCUUAGCCAUUUCUUUUAGUGUUUCUCUCUUAGUUAUUUGAUUUGACUUCCAUCUUGUUCUUGUCCACCAAGUAACAAACACAUCAUCAAACCGCGCGACCUACACAAUUAAUUACCCGCAACCAUUAUUACUAUUAUAACUACAAGUACUUUUUUUUUGUGUCUCUUUAAGCCGUAAGAAAACUCAAAAACAACAAAUCAUACAAACAAAAAAGGACAAAACACCACACAAGCUUUAGUUAGUAAGCUACUCUUUCUUUUUUGUACAUGUAUUUAGAAACCUAUUACCGUUAUAAUUGUAGUGAAUGUGAGUAUCAAGCGAGAAUAAAUAUCAUGCACAAAUAGAUUGAAAAAGCAAAA
This is a messenger RNA of Anopheles stephensi (Asian malaria mosquito), 5140 nucleotides long. Its product is annotated as histone-lysine N-methyltransferase MECOM-like. Gene Ontology annotation, biological process: regulation of DNA-templated transcription. The coding region runs from base 865 to 2337 and encodes 490 amino acids. The record is from RefSeq and is a predicted model, not a curated record. Lineage: Eukaryota; Metazoa; Arthropoda; Insecta; Diptera; Culicidae. Gene Ontology annotation, molecular function: DNA-binding transcription factor activity, RNA polymerase II-specific; RNA polymerase II cis-regulatory region sequence-specific DNA binding. The transcript has 2 exons.